Messenger RNA from Podospora pseudocomata, 645 nucleotides. RefSeq lists its product as uncharacterized. The record is from RefSeq and is a predicted model, not a curated record. Gene Ontology annotation, cellular component: cytoplasm; nucleus. Gene Ontology annotation, biological process: secondary metabolic process. NCBI's taxonomy places the organism in Eukaryota, Fungi, Ascomycota, Sordariomycetes, Sordariales, Podosporaceae. The transcript has a single exon. Gene Ontology annotation, molecular function: hydrolase activity. The coding region runs from base 1 to 645 and encodes 214 amino acids.
AUGAAACCCAAAAUCCUCUUCCUCCACGGCUCAGGCACAAACCCCCUCAUCUUCCGGAUCCAAUCCCGCAAUCUUUUGUCCCUGUUAUCUCCCCAUUUCGAGCCCGUCUUCCUCCCCGGCUUCCACGAGUGCGCUCCCGGUCCGGGGGUCUUGCCUUUCUUUGAGGGGGCAGAGCCCUACCUCAAGUGGCUCGAUGAUUCCUCCCCCUCAGAAGAAGAAGUCUGCUGGGCAGAGCUAGAUAGAUUGGUAGCCGAGGUUGAGAAGAAAGGGCCGUUUUUUGGGGUGGUGGGGUUUAGCCAGGGGGCUAAGGCGGGGAUGGAGUUGGUGAGGGAGUUGGAGAGACGGGGGAGGGAGAUGAGCUUUUGGGUUGGGGUUUGUGGGACUGUUCCUUUUCAGGGAGGGGGGGAUGAGGUGAGGGAGGGGGGUUGGAAGGAGAGUUUGGGGUUGGGGAGGGCGGAGAGGACGGAGAGUUUUCAUUUGAUUGGGGGGGAGGAUCCUUGGAGGGGGGAGAGCGAGCGGUUGGUUGGGUUCUUUGGGGAGACGGGGAGACGAGUGAGGAGGUUUGAGGGGGGCCAUCAGAUGCCGCUGGAUAAGGGGGUGAAUAGGGAGGUGGUGGAGUGGAUUUUGGAGGUCUGUCGGAUGUAA